GCCAUCAGAAGAACAUGGACGCCAAGAGCCUGAUGACCGUCAUUUUCAUACUUGCUGAAAUGCCCUCAGCGUUUCUGAUGAAUUCAACAAUAUCCCCAGACCUCAACCCAACCUCCCAAUCCCACACAAGUGCACUGCCAGGAACCCCAGACCUCAACCCAACCUCCCAAUCCCACACAAGCGCACUGCCAGGAACCACAAUGACAUCACUGAUGCCCUCCACAGACAGGGUUUCUGCAGUGACCAGCCAGCCGUCUCCUACGUCUCUGACUGUGAUUGACCUGGUCUUCUCUUCCAAUGAGACGUUUACCAGCAGCCUCAGCAACCAGUCCUCUCCUGAGUAUCAGAACCGGGUCAAACUCACCAAGCAGAAGAUUGAGCCUAUUUACAAAAUCUUUCGUGGCUUCAUUGACCUGACUGUGCUUGGCUUCAGGAACGGUUCUAUUGUGAUCGACUCCACACUCCGUUUUGACUCAGGCCAAUCGGACACUCCUGAUGCUGAGAGAGUGAGAGACGUAUUCAAAGCUGCCAUCAAGGAGGGAAAAGUAACUUUACUAGUGAUUGCAGAGUCUAUCAGUGCAACAGUCAUAGUUUCAACAGUGCCGAGUGACACGCCUUCAUCUGCAGUGACCACAGCAGCCUCUGGUACGAUGAUGGCCGGGAUGAUAAUUUUCCUGAUCCUGCUAAAGGAGGCCCAGUGAUCACAGAAGAGAAGUGCACAGCCACACACACAAUAUAGUGCACACACACACACACAC
Alosa alosa (allis shad) is the source of this 758-nucleotide messenger RNA. RefSeq names its product mucin-1-like. The transcript is spliced from 7 exons. Bases 15 to 701 code for a protein of 228 amino acids. Lineage: Eukaryota; Metazoa; Chordata; Actinopteri; Clupeiformes; Clupeidae. The record is from RefSeq and is a predicted model, not a curated record.